Molecule: messenger RNA, 975 nt
Organism: Cladophialophora psammophila CBS 110553
Lineage: Eukaryota; Fungi; Ascomycota; Eurotiomycetes; Chaetothyriales; Herpotrichiellaceae
Exons: 2
Coding region: 1-975 (324 amino acids)
Source: RefSeq, a predicted model, not a curated record
AUGCCUUCAAGCUCAGGUCUAGUCAACAUCAAUGCUGAGCGCAUUGAGUUUGGGCAUCUGUUGAACCGUGCAUCCAUCAGAUGCGUUGAGGUUCUCACUGAAGAUUUGGCGGUCCUCGGCGAGUCGAUCCGCGAAGUGCGCAAUGAUCCCAUACCAUUUACUCACACAUACCCCCAGGUCAUUGUUGCUCUUGCAACACUGCAAUCCUCGGUUCAAGACCUUUCGCGCGCCUACAUUCAACAUGCCAACACGGUCCUGACGCCUGGCAAACAUGGCCUGAACCCCAUUGACGCCAACCUCACCAGCAUACUUACCGAAUCUGGUCUUUUGAGUGCUCGGCCUGCCGAUGCUGCUCCAGCGGCUGCACCCGAACCAGAACUAGAUGGGAAGAAGAAGCGCAAGAGGACACCUCAUGAUCCCAACGCCCCGAAGCGCGCUCUCACCCCGUACUUUCUCUACAUGCAAAGUGCUCGCGCCACUAUUGCGAAGGAAUUGGGCGACUCAGCUAAGCCAAAGGAGGUUGCAGAUGAGGGAACCCGCCGGUGGACUGAGAUGAGCCCUGCCGAGAAGAGCAUAUGGGAUGACAAAUAUCAGAAGAACUUGGCCGCAUACCGCGUCAAGAUGGCAGCCUACAAAGCUGGUCAACCCGUCCCUGACGACGAAACUGCAGCGCGCCUGGUGGAGAUGGGCAAAGCUCCUGAGCACAUCGCCGGUAUGGAUGCUGAAGCAGAAACGGAAGAAGAGCCUGUCGAGGAGGAGGAAGAGGAAGAAGAGGAAGAAGUUCCAGCUCCGGAGCCCACCCCUCCCAAGUCUAAGAGACGUAAGACCAAAGAUGCCGAACCUACUCCUAGCAAAGCAACCCCCAAGGCCGAGGCCAAGUCUCCAGAGAAGGAUAGGAAGUCGAAGAAGAGCCGGAGGGAGGCCGCUGCCCCUGCGUCAACCAAGCCCGAGAAGUCCAAAAAGUCGAAGAAGUAA